AUGUUCUGUGGUCUUCCCAUACCAUUCCAGUCCCGAUCGGGGCACAACGCCAGCACCAUGGAGCCACGGAAGAUAAACAAGCUACGAAGGAAGCAAAAGAAGGUACAACUAGCUUCGAGUAACCAGUUUCAGUACCAGGGAAAACCUCCCAAGGGCCCUGCAAGGACAUGCAACAAUAGUACGAGCCCGGAACCGAUUACGCCUGGGAAUGGCCCGCGUCCUUCACAUUCCCACCCCCAGCUCACGCCUAGAGGUGCCAUGGUAGAAGACGCGCCAAAAGAGCAAGAUCUUCAACCUGAUGACCGUUCUGCUACCGCUACCGAGGCGGGGACUCAACAGCCCACAAAAGCUUCCACAACGCCCAACAUGGGGAAACCCCGAAUGAUGACACCGAGAAUAAGGAGCGUAAUAGUGCGAAGCCGCACAGCGACCGGUCCCAGAUACAGGUACCGCCAUUACGUCGUGCGGCAGUCGUUACCGAGUACAUCCGAGCAAAGAACGACAUAG
Molecule: messenger RNA, 507 nt
Organism: Neurospora hispaniola
Lineage: Eukaryota; Fungi; Ascomycota; Sordariomycetes; Sordariales; Sordariaceae
Exons: 2
Coding region: 1-507 (168 amino acids)
Source: RefSeq, a predicted model, not a curated record